Molecule: messenger RNA, 1792 nt
Organism: Apus apus (common swift)
Lineage: Eukaryota; Metazoa; Chordata; Aves; Apodiformes; Apodidae
Exons: 2
Coding region: 1-1296 (431 amino acids)
Biological process (GO): DNA integration
Molecular function (GO): RNA-DNA hybrid ribonuclease activity; RNA stem-loop binding
Source: RefSeq, a predicted model, not a curated record
AUGUUCGAGAAUAACCUUUCUCCUGUCCAUCAUGCCACCGAUGUGACUUGGAGUAAAUGGACUGCUUUGAUCACCCAAAGAGCCCGAAUAGGGAAACCUAAUCGUCCAGGUAUUGUGGAAGCAAUUACAAACUGGCCAGAAGGCACCCACUUUGGAAUGCCACCACAAGAAGUGGUGAGACGAGCUCAAGAAGCUCCACCAUAUGAUCAUCUACCAGAGACUGAGAAACAAUUUGCUCUUUUCACCGAUGGCUCCUGUCGUCUUGUAGGGAACCACCGGAAGUGGAAAGCUGCCGUGUGGAGUCCUACAGGACUGGUUGCACAAGCAGCUGAAGGAGAAGGUGAAUCAAGUCAGUUUGCAGAGGUAAAAGCCAUCCAGCUGGCUUUGGACAUUGCUGAGCGAGAGGGGUGGCCGAGACUCUACCUCUACACUGACUCGUGGAUGGCAGCAAAUGCCUUGUGGGGUUGGCUAAAACAGUGGCAGCAGAAUAACUGGCAGCGAAAGGGUAAACCUAUAUGGGUUGUUGACCUGUGGAAAGACAUUGCAGCUCGGAUAGAGAAACUGGAGGUAAAAGUGCGUCAUGUGGAUGCACACGUGCCUCUGAGUCGAGCCACUGAGGAACAUCGACACAACCAACGAGCAGAUGAGGCUGCCCAAGUGUUCCAAGUAGACUUAGACUGGGAACACAAGGGUGAGCUUUUUCUGGCUCGGUGGGCCCAUGAUGCUUCAGGUCAUCAGGGCAGAGAUGCAACAUACAAAUGGGCUCGUGACCGAGGGGUGGACUUAACCAUGGACACUAUUGCACAGGUGAUCCACGACUGUGAGACAUGUGCUGCAAUUAAGCAGGCAAAACGGUUGAAACCUUUGUGGUAUGAGGGGAGGUGGUCAAAGUACAGAUUUGGAGAGGCCUGGCAAAUUGACUACAUCACACUUCCUCAGAGCCGCCAGGGUAAGCGCUAUGUGCUUACAAUGGUGGAAACAAGUACAGGAUGGUUGGAGACAUAUCCUGUGCCUCAUGCCACAGCCAGGAAUACUAUUCUGGGUCUCGAGAUGCAAAUUUUGUGGAGACAUGGUACUCCAGAGAGAAUUGAGUCAGACAAUGGGACUCAUUUCAAAAACAGUCUUGUCACUGACUGGGCUAAAGAGCAUGGUAUUGAAUGGAUCUACCAUAUCCCAUACUAUGCACAGGCCUCAGGGAAAGUUGAAAGGUACAAUGGUCUGUUGAAGGCUACCCUAAAGGCAAUGGGUGGUGGAACUUUCAAAAACUGGGAUAAAAAUUUGGCAAAGGCCACCUAGUUAGUUAAUACCAGGGGAUUCAUCAAUCGGGCUGGUCCUGCCCAGUCAGACCUUUUGCAUACUACAGAUGGGGAUAAAGUCCCUGUGGUAUGUGAAAGAAACCUGCUGGGUAAAAGUGUUUGGGUCUAUCCUGCUUCAGGCAAAGGUAAACCUGUCAGGGGUCUUGCUUUUGCUCAGGGACCUGGACAUACCUGGUGUGUGAUGAUGGAGGAUGGUGAAGUACAAUAUGUACCUCAAGGUAAUCUGACUUUGGGAGAAAAUCCUUAAUUUGACAGCUGGUAAAGUAUAGAGCCUGUAUGUAAUAUAUGGUAUGGAAUAAGGGGUGGAAUGUCCUGGUUUGAGCCAGGAUUAAGCCAAUUUUUCUUUUCACUGAUUUUUUUUUUCCUUCAGUAAGCUUUCUUUUAACUAGCAACUGUGUGUUCUGCUAGGCUGAUAAGACAGUGGAAUGUUUUUCUAACUACUGAGGUUUCAAGGUCACAUCUUCACUCUGCCGGCU